Messenger RNA from Dentiscutata erythropus, 216 nucleotides. The record is from the annotation of a GenBank genome assembly. NCBI's taxonomy places the organism in Eukaryota, Fungi, Glomeromycota, Glomeromycetes, Diversisporales, Gigasporaceae.
ACAAUUGGUAAACUUCAAGAACAAGCCUAUGUUCUUAAUGGGUUUGAAAAUGAUUUUGAUGGAACAUUUAUGCUAUCAUCUAUAAUCCCUAAUCCCGUGCAAGGACACAUAUCAAUUCUAUCAUCCACUUCUGAAUAUUUGAAACAAUCAGAUAAUAUUGACGUGUUUACCCUUUAUUCUAACUUAUAUGAAGAACAAAACACCCACGCUUUUUAA